Messenger RNA from Paramecium pentaurelia, 1220 nucleotides. NCBI's taxonomy places the organism in Eukaryota, Ciliophora, Oligohymenophorea, Peniculida, Parameciidae. The record is from the annotation of a GenBank genome assembly.
AUGAAUAGAAAUGUUUUAUUUAAGUUUUUUGAUCCUGUUACUUUAGCAGGAGAUCCAAUCAGAGGAGAAUGUUACAUUAGAAUAACAGAAGAAAUACCAAAGGCUUAAAUAGUUUUGACUUUUUAAACCAAAAUGUAUUCAAAGAUAAUUGAAAAAAAGUAGGUAAUUAUAUAGAUUUGUAUCUUAAGAUACCUUAUGAUCAAAGUAAUCCUUAAAUGAUUCCAGAAAAAUUAGUUGAGAAAGCUCAAAGAAUAUAAGUGACUCUAGAUUCACCAUUUAGAUAACCAAAGCAAACUUAAAAGAAAUAUGAGCUUAAUGGUGAUAUCAUGUAUAGAGUAAUUAGACAUUAUGGAACACAUGAAUCUUUUGUUUACACAUAAGAAUUAUAUACUGGAUAAGUGAAAACAGGAGAUUAUAAAUUUUAAUUUAGUAUUCCUACUUAAUAUAAUAUGUCUUCAAGUUUUUAGUAUAAAAAUGAAGAUGGUAUCUAUUUAACUUUAAAUUAGGAUUAAAAUAAGCAAAAUGUGGUUAUAAAGUAACAUUAAGAGUUGAUUUACCUGAUGAAGCUAGUACAUUGAUGAUGGAAAGUGCUGAUGUUUUUAUUAAUGGAAGAGUGUCUUCAGAAUGUGAACAAUUUAGAUAAUGUGAAGGGAAUAUCGUUUAAUAUUUAUGUUUAAAUCGAGGAACUGUUGAGUUAUCUUUGAAAUUAAACAAAAAUAAUUUCAUUCCUGGAGAACAAAUACAAAUAGAAUACACAUUAGAUAAUACUCGUUCUUAAAGAUCAAUUAGUAGAGUAGAAGCUAGAUUGAUUAAUAAACUCACAUUUAUUGAUGAUGAUGAAAUUGAAAGAAUUAUAGAAAAUGUUAAAGUAUUCCAAUAGAAUUUAGGUGGUGUUAAUUCUGGUUAAAAAUUAGAAAGACAAAAUGCUUCAUUAGAAAUACCUAAAAAUUUAAGAGCUACUAUUAAAACUAAUGUUAUUAGAAAUUAAUACUUUUUGUAAAUGGAAGCUAUUGCUGUAUUGAAAUGAUCUUAAUCACAAAUAGGAUGCCUUCUUAACUUGGUUGUCAGUUCCAGUUAUUUGCCAAAUCCCAAUAAAUAUUCAGGAAUCUCAAUUACCUUAGAAAAUUAAUUUGGAAGGAUGGAAUUUUUUACCUAUCAUGAAUGUAUCAGUCAAUGCAUUUUCCAAUCUAACUGUUCAAUAGUCAUUUGUACCAACAUGA